AUGAAGUUCUUCAAAUGGAGUGCUGGUGCCGCAACGUCCUUGGUAGCGCUGUUAGCUAUCAGUGGAAUUUCGGCAGAAAGUUUGAUGGAACCUGCUACCGGAUUCGUUUCUAAAGGCGAUUCUCUGCUCUCAACGGGAGAUGUGUCGGGAGCUUUGGAACAUUAUGACUCUGCUGUCAGGAUUGAUCCAGAAAAUUAUUUAUAUCUGUUCAAAAGAGGGGCAGCCUUGCUUUCUCUUGGAAGGGACCUUCAAGCAUUAAAAGACUUUGAUAGAGCUUUAGAGAUAGGACCUAAGUUUGAAAGUGCAUUGAACCAACGGGCUAAAAUAAACCUCAAGUUUGGCAGAAUAGAAUCUGCUCUGGAUGAUGCGAAAGGUCUGAAAGCUAUAACCGCCCAAAAUAUUAUUGAGAGCGCUGCUAUUUACAGUAAUUCAUUGCAACAAGCACUCAAAGCUGAAAAGAAAGGAGAUAUCGAAGGUUGUAUUGCCCAUGCUUCAGAGGCAUUAGCUGUAUCGCCAAACAGCUUGGAAAUGCGUAAGCUCCGUGCGAAAUGUCGUAUCAGUCAUAACGAUAUGCGAGAGGCUCUAGUGGAUCUGAGUCAUGUCCAGAGCUUGACACCAUCUAAUCCUGAAUCAUUUGUGACAGCGGUGAAAAUCUAUUAUUACAGCUUCCAUGAGUAUGAUAGUGCCAUGCAAACCCUGCGUCGCUGCUUACAGUAUGAUCCAGAUUGCGCGGCAUGUUUAAAAGUCCACCGACAAAUUAAGAAGAUCGAAAAGAAGAUAUCCAAGUAUUCGAAAGACUCCUUAGCUAAGAAAGUCGCAGAGCACGAAGUGUGGAAGGAAGUAAAGACGACGUUAGAUCAACAAAACGUUUACAAGGAUAUCGAAAAGGAUGUCCUGAGCAAUCUAAAAGAAGUUGGUACGACUGGUGAAAAUUCUGGUCUACUCCGUGAUCUUCAACAAAUACUAUGCGAAGCAUACUACAAUACCAAGGAUUUCAAAUCCAAACAGGGUCAAGAGUACUGUAAAAUUGCAUUUGAAAAUGACAGAACGUUUGCUACAGCUGUGCUAUAUCAAGCGAGUGUGGAGAUGGAUAAAGAUAACUUUGACAUAGCCGCUCAGAUACUACACGACUUCCAGCAAAGUACUGGUAUCCAAGACCACAAAGUGGCUAGUAAGCUACGGGAAGCACAGAUUCUUGCUCGUCGUGCUAAAGAAAAAGAUUAUUAUAAAGUGCUCGGUGUUUCACGGACUGCUGAUGAUAAGGAGAUCAAGAAAGCGUACCGUGGACUCACCAAACAAUUCCACCCCGAUAAGUACAGAGGACAAAUGACAGCCGAAGAGGUAGAGCGGAAAAUGGCGGAUAUUAACGAAGCAUAUGAAGUGCUUUCAGACGAAGAAAAGCGUCAACAGUUUGACAACGGCCACGAUCCAAACGACCCCAACGGAGGUGGCCCAGGCGGGCCAGGCGGUAACCCGUUCAGGGGCACGCCUUUCCAUUUUCAGGCUGGUGGACCAGGUGGGUUCCAUCAACAGCAUUUCCAAGGUGGUUUUGACUUUGGCUCGUUUCAAGAGCAAUUUAUGAAGCAGCAGUUCCGUGCCCAAAGUCGUUAG
This is a messenger RNA of Sugiyamaella lignohabitans, 1611 nucleotides long. It is a transcript of the gene JEM1, whose product is annotated as Jem1p. Lineage: Eukaryota; Fungi; Ascomycota; Dipodascomycetes; Dipodascales; Trichomonascaceae. Gene Ontology annotation, biological process: protein folding in endoplasmic reticulum. Gene Ontology annotation, cellular component: endoplasmic reticulum. The coding region runs from base 1 to 1611 and encodes 536 amino acids. The record is from RefSeq and is a predicted model, not a curated record. Gene Ontology annotation, molecular function: misfolded protein binding; protein-folding chaperone binding. The transcript has a single exon.